This is a messenger RNA of Hyaloscypha bicolor E, 606 nucleotides long. RefSeq lists its product as uncharacterized. The transcript is spliced from 4 exons. The record is from RefSeq and is a predicted model, not a curated record. NCBI's taxonomy places the organism in Eukaryota, Fungi, Ascomycota, Leotiomycetes, Helotiales, Hyaloscyphaceae. The coding region runs from base 1 to 606 and encodes 201 amino acids.
AUGGCAUCAAUGGAGGAUCACAUGAGCAAGCCAUUCACUGGAACCAGUGGUUUGGAUGUCGAACACAUUACUGAAGGCGAAUCUCAAAAGACCAGAAACGGCGGCGUCGACAGGCAUACCGACAGCGAUGAUAAUGGUGAUAAUGAAUUUCCACCUUUUGAAGAGAGACUCAAACCCAAGACAACCUCGGCCCUCAGCAACCAAGGACGGAAGCGUAAUAUUUCGGUUAGUAACAGAGCCAGGUCGCCAGCUCGGAAACGUCACUGCGAUCGAGCCUCGAGUCUCGCUGCAGCGACUCCACCGCUAAUAAUUAUCGAUCUGACCACCAACAUCGAGCUUUGCGCUCUCUGCCCCAACGUCCUUAGGAAGGGCGAUGGCAGAAUGUUCGUUUUAAGACUUUGUGGUUGUGUUAUCUGUGACGAGUGUUUGAGCAACGAGCUCGAACUUCUGCAGAGCUGCAAUGAUGGGAUUACUCUUUAUUGGUGUCCGAAGCACGUAUUACGAGAACAGAGUGCGACGGAGCUGUUUGCACUAGACUGCAGGAUUUGUUGGGGGGAUAAUGUGGCUGAUAACUCAGAUCGAGUUUGUACCAAAUGUGUUGGUUGA